This is a messenger RNA of Capsella rubella, 647 nucleotides long. Its product is annotated as peptide methionine sulfoxide reductase B8. Lineage: Eukaryota; Viridiplantae; Streptophyta; Magnoliopsida; Brassicales; Brassicaceae. The coding region runs from base 76 to 483 and encodes 135 amino acids. Gene Ontology annotation, molecular function: peptide-methionine (R)-S-oxide reductase activity. Gene Ontology annotation, biological process: response to oxidative stress; protein repair. The record is from RefSeq and is a predicted model, not a curated record. The transcript is spliced from 3 exons.
CACAAAAGCUAAUAAUCACUACUCCCUCUUGGAUCUCUCAAACAUCAUUACAUAAGCAUAAACCUAUUUCCUGUCAUGGCAGCACCACUUCCAGCAAGUGACGAGGAGUGGCGUGCGGUUCUGUCUCCUGAGCAGUUUAAGGUUCUCAGACAAAGAGAAACAGAUAAACGAGGCAAAGGAGAGUUUGUGAAAAAGUUUGACGAAGGGACUUAUAGCUGUGCUGGUUGUGGAUCUGCUAUUUACAAGUCCACCACUAAGUUCGACUCCGGCUGCGGCUGGCCAGCGUUCUUUGAUGCUAUCCCCGGUGCUAUCAAACAAACUCCUGAAGGCAUGGGUGGGAGAAGGAUGGAGAUAACAUGUGCGGUAUGUGAUGGGCAUCUUGGCCAUGUUUUCAAAGGAGAAGGCUACGCUACUCCGACUGACCAACGUCACUGCGUUAACAGUGUCGCUCUCAAGUUCGCUGCUGGGGAUGUCUCCAAAUAAUCAAUUAUUCAUCGGACCACUUUAAUCUCUUCAAAUAAAAGAAUCUAUUCUAUGCAUGAUUCGUGAGAUGCUAAUUACUUUUGUUACAUUCCUCCUACUCAUUGUGAUAUUUAUAAUAAAUCUUCGUUUCUAAAAUUUAUAAUAUAAACUUUGGUAAUGAAUAA